Molecule: messenger RNA, 1861 nt
Organism: Salvia hispanica
Lineage: Eukaryota; Viridiplantae; Streptophyta; Magnoliopsida; Lamiales; Lamiaceae
Product: putative GTP-binding protein OBGC2
Cellular component (GO): mitochondrion
Molecular function (GO): GTP binding; GTPase activity
Source: RefSeq, a predicted model, not a curated record
UCUCAAUUGAAUCCACUGUGGAUUAUCCUUUUCUCCUUCGAACACAGUUGAAGCGGGAGAGAAUGCUGUCAUCGGUACCUCAGCAGCGUUCAUCUUCAAUCCUCAGCUUGCCGCCUAAUUCAAUUUCGCAGGCCUCCCUUUCUGCUUUCUCAUCUCAUCUCCACCAUUUCAACAGGAAAUUGACUGUGAAAAAGAAUUACCAAGGAAUUUCGAUUAAUUGUGCCCUUGCUAAAGUAAAAAAUUCACCUUUACCAAACCCUGACAUACUGGUCAAGGAGCGCCACAAAUACUUUGAUGAGGUGAUUAUCACGGUCCGGGCCGGAGACGGAGGCCACGGUGCCAUUCUCAAUCUGCCCAGCCAGAGCGGCUCUGCCAAGUCAGUAGGGAUAUUUGAUAAAGCAAGAACAAAGAAGAAGGCUUCGUAUAAGAGGGAUUUUGAUGGUUCACUUAUCCUUCCCGUGGGCGGGCAUGGUGGUGAUGUCGUGAUCUACGCGGAUGAGAGUAAAGAUACGUUGCUGGAGUUUCACAAGAAGAGCCGGUAUAAUGCUAAACGAGGUGGAAAUGUCGAUGCAAUGGGUGUUUUUUCUUCCCAAACGCGUAGUGGACUUGCUGCUCCUGUGCUUCGUAUUCCAGUGCCUCUCGGGACUGUUGUUAAGCAAAAAAGAGGAAAGCUUCUGGCUGAUUUAGCUCAACCAGGUGACGAAGUUUUGGUUGCGAAGGGUGGACAAGGAGGGAUUAGCUUGUUGGAAUUGCCAGAGCAUAGGAGGAAUAAGAUGAUGGAUUUAACCACUAAUAUACUGAGAGAUGACAAUGACAAGGUUUUAGCUGUCGGUCAGCCUGGAGAAGAAGUUAGUCUUCAGUUGAUACUAAGAGUUGUUGCUGAUGUUGGUCUUGUGGGACUCCCAAAUGCUGGAAAGUCUACCCUAUUAGCAGCUACCACACUUGCGAAGCCUGACAUAGCCGACUAUCCUUUUACGACCUUAAUGCCUAACCUAGGACGCCUUAAUGGUGAUCCCAGUUUAGGGGCUGGUCAAUUUUCAUCUGCGGCCACAUUAGCGGAUUUGCCUGGCCUCAUUGAAGGUGCUCAUCUUGGAAAGGGCCUAGGUCGGAACUUUUUGAGGCAUUUGAGGAGGACUAGGUUGUUGGUUCAUGUUGUUGAUGCAGCUGCGGAGGAUCCAGUGCAAGACUACAGGACAGUGAAAGAGGAAUUGCGCAUGUAUAAUCCUGAAUACCUUGAACGGCCGUACAUUGUUGUACUAAAUAAGAUUGACAUUCCUGAGGCAAUGGAAAGGCUUCCAAAUUUGACCGAAGAAAUAUGGAAGAUUGGAUGUGAUGUGGUGGAAUUGCAGAAUGAUGUUACAUCUCGAAGAGAAGCUUCUCAUUCGACCAGUGACAGUGACCAAAUAGAUACCGAUUCUCAGGAGAAGAAGGUGAAAACAAUUGAAGAAUAUCAACGGCCUUUGGCUGUUAUUGGUGUUAGUGUCUUGAAAAGUAUACGGAUCAACGAGAUGCUAAAGGAGAUAAGAGCGGCCUUACGCAGUUGUCAAUAAUAGGUCUAUUGAAUCACAAGAGAUUUUGCUGAAACACGACGAUAUAUUGAGAUCACAAGUGCAGCCGCUUCCUCAAGCUUGAUCGCAAGGCCCAAGUACGGAACACGGGUUCUGUUCGGGGCUCAGUCACUACUACGAGUGUUCCAGCAACAAAAUCUAUAUGGUCUUGUCAUGUGGCUGGAAUCAAUUCAUUUGAGUUGUAUACAUGUUCUCUUUUUUUAGAAACCUUAUAUAACUAUAUUAGUGUUUGUAUACUUAGUUUCAGAACAAAUGAAUUUUAUCUGUUAAAUUCCAUUUACAAUUAAAUUGCU